UUCUCGCAUCGCACAUACUGACAUGUGUCCAAGUGGCACACAGCAUGCAGCGUUUGGGCAUUUCGACAUGCAGAGCAGCUCGACGAGUCUGCCCCGCAAUGUGCAUACAAUCCUUUCUACCGUGUUAGCACUUACAUCCCACAAUCGCAGAGGGGGAAGUAUACCUGCAAGAGCUUUUCAAGUGCGAAACAGUCUGCAAACUGCACGCAUGCUCUCCGCUGUACGCUGAAGUGCCCGAACUGGAUCCUGCCACGCAAGAGCAGCAGCUGCGCUGCACAUGCAGCGAGCCCCUCCAGGCAAAAAAAGCGAUCUCAUUGAUACUCGGGAUAGAAGACCUAAACGAUGUUUACUAGUGUGUGAGAAAAGAGAUAUAAACCCUCAAGCAUCCCCUCAUUCUCAUCUCCAUCAAGCAGCCAACGAGCACAAGACAGUUCUCCAAGCCCAAGACAAAUUUCAGAUCAACAAUCCAUCACAAUGGUCCAGGACGCUAAGAACCUCUACUACUCCCGCGAGUGGUUCCAGGAGAUGAAGAGCAAGUACGAUGCCGCGUCCCCCGACCGCUGCCUGGGCAUGUCCUUCGACGAAGCCGCCAAGCACAUCUCCCAGGACGGUCUCGUCAUGACCGCCGCGGAAGCCGAGAAGUACGACGAGAACCACGACGGCAGCAUCAACUUCGAGGAAUACCUCACCAUGCGCCUCGAAUACGACUCCCGUCGCCAGGACAAGCGUGGUCGCUUCCUUGCAUGAGCUACAAAUUUUAC
Molecule: messenger RNA, 761 nt
Organism: Aspergillus homomorphus CBS 101889
Lineage: Eukaryota; Fungi; Ascomycota; Eurotiomycetes; Eurotiales; Aspergillaceae
Exons: 5
Coding region: 475-747 (90 amino acids)
Source: RefSeq, a predicted model, not a curated record